GAGAGAGAGAGAGAGAGAGAGAGAGAGAGAGAGAGAAGGGGAAAGCUGAAGCUCAAGCGAAAGAAGGUUUAGCCAGAAGCGAGUUAAGAAAAUGGCGACCAUGCAGGACGACCGCUUCCCCUCGUAGAUGCUGCAAACGCGUUGAAAUUAUUUUUUAAAGCCUUGCAGCCCGGCUUUCCUUUUCCACUCGGUUGCACUUUAUACUUCAAUGAGAGAUUUGGAAUCGAAAGCUGUUGCCACCAAAGAAGCUGAAACAUCGAAACAGGGACCUUACCCAUAGAGGGAAGAACAGUGGAUGGAAGAGAGAGAGAGACGGAGAUUGUGACGAGGACGGAGGAUAAGAAGAUACACGACUGGUCAAAAGGCAUGGCUCCCAUUCGGGACUCCGUCAGCCACUCCCCUAAUCAAACAGGUCUGGAGCAUCCUGGCUUGGACUCGCAGUAUGAGACUUCCCCCUGGUCCUCUGGCUCUCCCUGCAGCAGUGACGGCAACAGCAACUGGAGCAAAGUCCUAGUGGACGGAAGCGCCGACAAACCCAACAACCCGUCUUCAACCAACUCUUCCGUUUGGCCUCCCUCCUCCUCUUCGUUCUCUUGCUCUUCCUCGUCUUCCUCUUCUGGUUGCGGGUCAGGAUCAGACCCCGAGUUGGCAUCAGAAUGCAUGGACGCAGACUCUAGCUCCUCGGUCGGCUCAGAGAAAAACCUCGCCGCUGUGACGACAGUUAUGAUGAUGUCAGCAAAUGCUUCUUCCUCUGUGUCUUCUACGGCUUCCUCUCCCUCUUCUGUAGUGACUUCUGCCAUGAUGGUCGGCGUUUCAGUAAAUGGAGACAGCAACGGGAACAGUCGUCAGGUAAUCGGUGGAGGGAUCGGAACCAUCAGCGGUGCAAAUAACGGAAAUAACAUCACCGGGUCCUCCCACUAUGUGGCUGGAUCCAGCAGUAUUGGCAGCAAUAACCACAACAACAAGCCCGUCAAUAAUGGUGGUGUAUGGGGCAGCAACAUGAUCACCACAGGCGGAAGCACCCCCUGCAUCAAUGGAGGGUUAAAUCCAAACACUUUAAACCCAAAUGCCAACCACGGUGCCUGGCCGCAGAAUCCAAGCCCAGUGUCCCAGGGCCAACGGCCUCCACAGGCUCAGGGGAUGAGUUCCAAACUUGGUCUAGCUCCCCAGCAGAGCCCCGUACUGGGCUGGGGAGGCAAGGCAGCUCCAAACAGCAGCAGUAUGAUGGAAGAUGCUGAGGUGAAUAAUGGUACAGCAAGCAGCAAGGUGUUAGGAAGCAGCAACAGUGGAAAUGGUGGCCUACAGCCUACCAACCUUAACACUGAAUCCAAUGGACCAAAUAACACUAUUAUGAUGAAUACUACUACGACUACUACUACUAACGCCACAAUGACCUCUAGUCCACCAAACUCUACCGCCUCGCCCCAGCUCAGCGGGGACUGCUCCUGGAGCUCUGUUGGAGGAGGGAAUGGGGUUCCGCUGGCCAAUGGAAACUCCUCAUCAGCCCCCCAGCACCCUCAAGGAGAACCGGGCGGUCCUGGGGCCUUCGGUACACCUUGGGGUGCAACUACCUACCCUGGAGACAAGGGCACCCCAAAUGCAGACACUGUGAACCCCCCAAACCCUGCCAUAAUGCAGACCGGGAACCCCCAAAUAUCCUCUACUGCUGCUUACAAGAGUAAUAAUAACCACAAUAGCAUGCUGGCCCCACGCUGGGACCAGGGGCCCGCCAGUAAUCCAAACCAGCCUCAGAGCAACUUGUCCUGGGGUAUCGGCUCGAAUCAAAUCCCAGGUUCUGCAGGCCAAACACCAGGAAAUGGCAACCAAACUACAAUGGGCCCUUCAGCAGGGGUACCUCGCCCUUGGGGGAGCAGCGCAUCGUCCUCUUCCUCUUCAUCAUCGUCCUCUUCUGCAUCUAACAACAAGACGUCAAAUGGAGAAUGGGGAUCAGUACCUCCUGGUAACAACCAUCCAGAUCCUGGAAGUCAUAAAGGAAGCUCUGCCAACAAUGGCUGGAAGAGCUUGGAGGAUGACGCCAUGGGCAUGGGAGGAGGUGGUGGAGGAGGUGGAGGAGGUGGAAGCCAUGCCCUGGGGAGUGUCACUGGAGGCUGGGGUCGCACUGGAGGAAGUGAGGGAAGCGCAGAGAGCUCCGGAGGCCGAUCCAGCUCGGACAGAGACAGCAGCCAGCCAAAAGGAGGAAAUCGCAGGAAAGUUAGCGAUCCUCCAACAGCAGUACCAGCUGUCCCCCAGACCGACGUGGACCCGAGGGUUCUGUCCAACACUGGAUGGGGACAGACGCCCAUACGGCAGAACACCUCCUGGGAUGUCAAUUCUUCUGCUAACCAUAGAGUCCAAGGACCCAAAGGAGACGAAAGAAAGCAUAGCGGCGGAGGCUCCGGAUGGGGCACAGCGACACCGGCAGCUCCCUCCCAAACCUCUGGAGGUUGGGGUGGUGGGCCGGGAAACUCGGGCCCAGGAGGUUCUGGCUGGGGAGAGCGGCCAACAUCUGGGCCAGCGAGUGGAGGUGGACAGAGUAGCUGGAACGAUGGCUCCAGCUAUAGGGGGAGCAGCAACAACAACAACAACAGUAACACCUGGAGCAAUAACGCAAACAAAGAUGACCGGUCCAAUACGUGGACUAAUGCCCCCAAACCGCAGCAGGGCUGGGGAUCCAACAGUGGAAAUGGCAGUGAACGCUGGGGUAAUGGUGGAGAUGGCGCCCGAGCAGGGGGCAAAAACCACUGGGGGGAGCCUCAAAAAGGUGCGAGCUGCGACAGCAACCGGUCAGGCUCUGGAUGUUGGAACGAGUCAAGCCGAACCAACAACACCAGCAGCAGCAGCAACACCUGGGUGGGGAGCGGAGGAUCAAAUCCUCCAGACCAGAGCACGCCGAACCCGGGCUCCAACUGGGGCGACUCAGUCCACAAACCCAAUCCUCAGAGUAACAACCAGAGCUGGGGAGAGCCAAUGAAGAACAACCACGGAGCCCAGAACUGGGGUGAACCGAAUCCUAAGCCUUCUAACGAGUGGGGGAAAGGUCCUGAAUCCAACAUGUCUCGAGGCAAUCAAGCCCCCAACAAGCCCACAGGCUGGCAAGGAGGCCCCAUACCGGCAGGAGGCACGAAGGAGGAAGUGACAACUGGGUGGGAGGAGCCUUCUCCAGAGUCCGUUCGUCGACGGACGGAGAUCGACGAUGGGACCGCAGCUUGGGGAGAACCCGUCAAACGUAGCGGUGGAGCCGUCAACAUGAGGAACCGGUCUGGCCAAUCGGACCAGGAGUCUGUGGGCCCGUCUACUCAGCACCAGUCCCACCCAGCACGCAACUCGAUGCCGCCUCCUCCUCACCCUCAUCCUCAUCCUGCUCCUCCUCCUCAACCCAUGCAGCCUCACGCCCAAGACAAAAGCUGCAGUUCUACUUGGGGCGAGCCUUUCCCCCAGAAGGAGUCCUCAACGUGGGAACCUGCUCCUGCUCCACCUGUUAAAGUGGACAAUGGGACGUCUGCCUGGGGGAAGCCCAUGGACACCAGCUCCACCUGGGAAGAUCCCAACAGGGAUAACCGAGAGCCUGGGCCUGGAUGGAACGGCCAGCAUAAGUCUGUAGCUCCAGGUCCCAAGCCCAUGGAGACAUGGGGUGGAGAGGAGGCGUCCAUGGGCAAUAGCUGGGACCAGGAAGAGGAGGUGGAGAUUGGCAUGUGGAGCAACAGCCAGCAAGACAACCGGUCACAUGACCAAAACACCUGGAGCUACAAGCAUAAAUGCUCAAACAAGAUGAACAAACCAGUCAACAAACAGGAUGAACCCUGGAUGAAACCCUUCAUCAACCAGUUCAACAGCAUGAACUUCUCUAGAGACUCUCCUGACGACUCCAUGAAGACCGGAGCAGGGAUGGUGCAGGACAAGCGUAUGGACAUGGGCGGUAUGGGCGACUAUAAUGGAGUAAUGGGGAAGAACCCCGGGUCUCGACACCAGCUCCACAAGGAUUUUGCCAUGGAUCGCAGCCCUUACUAUGAAAAGAAUGUAAACCCUAUGAUUGGUGGCAGCAGCGUAGCACAGGGCCGAGGCGGCCCCCAGUCCCAGGUCCCCCCCCAACCCAACCUCCGUAACCAAGUGCCUCCACCCAUCCUGCCCUCUCAGGUGCCUCCAUCCCUGUUGAAGUAUUCAGGAGGUAACGGAGGUCUGAACCCUCUGUUUGGCCCUCAGCAGGUGGCUGUGCUCAAUCAACUCUCCCAGCUCAACCAGUUCAGCCAGCUGUCACAGCUCAACCAGAUCAGCCAGUUACAGCGUCUUCUCUUCCAGCAGCAGCAGCAGCAGCAGCAACAGCAAAAAGCUCAGAGCCAGAGAGCCAUGCCUGUGGGACGACCGACUGAACAGACGCGUCCUAUUGGUUCGUCUCCAUCGAUGAUGCAGCCGCCACGGCACCUGGACCCCUCCCUGCUGAAACAGGCCCCGCCACACAAACCCUACCUGGAUAACUACAUGUCCCACAACACCCCUGAGAUGCAGAAGGAAGCUGCUGCUCUCGGACCCUUCAGCAAUUUCCCUUUAAGCUUGAACUCUAACCUGAAUGUACCCCUGGACAUGGGUGGUGGCGGAGCUGUGGGCUACAAAGAGCCCCAGUCCAGACUGAAGAAACUUUGGGCUACUGACCCUCUGGAGCAGAACAGCAAACCUGGUGCUAUGUCGUCUGGGCUGCGUCUGGAGGACUCUCCCUUCUAUGACUUCCUGUCUCCCGGCCCAUCUCCCCUGAGUCCUCCCGGCCAAUCAAUGGGCUCGGUGGGCGAUGGCUGGCCACCCCGUGCCAACUCCCCCCCGCCCCAUGGAAACACUGUCACCUGGCCCCCAGAGUUCCGGCCCGGGGAGCCGUGGAAAGGAUACCCCAACAUUGACCCUGAGACCGACCCUUACAUGACCCCCGGCAGUGUCAUCAACUCCCUCUCCAUCAACACCGUCCGUGACACAGACCACCUCAGGGACAGGAACAACGGGCCAUCCUCAUCACUGAACACCACGAUGCCUUCUAACAGUGCCUGGUCAUCCAUUCGUGCCUCCAGCCACAGCGGUUCCCUCACCAGUACAGCACAAAGCACUUCAGCCAGACCCAGUGAGUCAAAGUGGUCUCCCGGCGGCGGUUCUGUGUCCAACUCCUCCCUGGCCCAUGAGCUGUGGAAGGUCCCCCUGCCUCCCAAGGCGCUCUCCGUGGCGGCCCCCUCCAGACCACCACCCGGCCUCACCAGCCAGAAGCCCAGCUCUGCCUCCUCCGGCUGGGAUGGCUCUGCCCUGAGGCUGGGAGGGUGGGGCUCCUCUGAGUCCAGAUACACACCUGGUUCCAGUUGGGGCGACAGCAGCAGCAGCUCAGGGAGAAGCCAAUGGCUGGUUCUGAGAAAUCUCACACCUCAGAUUGACGGCUCCACCCUGAGGACCUUGUGCAUGCAGCACGGCCCUCUGAUCACAUUCCACCUCAACCUGCCGCACGGUAACGCCGUGGUAUGCUACAGCUCCAAGGACGAGGCCGCAAAGGCCCAGAAGAGCCUGCACAUGUGUGUUUUGGGGAACACUACGAUUCUGGCCGAGUUUGCCAGCGAGGAGGAAAUCAACCGAUUCUUUGCACAAGGGCAGUCAUUGGCCACUCCCUCCUCCGGCUGGCAGGCCAUUGGCUCCUCUCAGAGUAGAAUGGAUCAGUCUCACACCUUUCCCAGCCGCGCUCCUGAACCCAACCAGUGGAACAGCAGCGAUCUCCACAGCUCCUCCCUCUGGGGUGGGCCCAACUAUUCCAGUAGCCUGUGGGGGAACCCCAGUGGCACCGAGGCAGGGAGGCUUAGCAGCCCUUCUCCAAUCAGCUCCUUCCUCCCGGUGGAUCACCUGACAGGCGGUGGGGACUCCAUGUGAACCGCCUGCCAAUCAAACAGGCUUGGGGAAGGGUCAGUAGAGAAUUAUCAAUAAUCAGCAGAAAGAAAAUGGGGGGGAAAAAAGUAGUAAAAAAAACGCAAUGGCACUAGUCGGACUCUUUCUCACUUACAAGAUGUACAACAAAAGGGGUCACCCCUGUGGAAAACAAGUUACGUUUCUCUCUCUGCACAUAUGUCCACUUUGUUUUAGCCCAAAAACAUAUCAGUCGGAAUACUUGAAUCAUGCAGGCCAAUUCUAUAAUGUGAACGGAUGAAUAUUUGCUUCCAGGUAGUGCUCUUUCAGACCGAAAAAAGCUUCAAUCGAGCUCAUUAUUAUUAUAUAUAUAUUUUUUGUUUCAUUCGUCAUGUUUAUUUGAAUUCCAAUUCUUUUCAUUUUUAACGUUUUCUUUGUUGUUUUUUUGCAUUUGUUUGCUGACAAUGUUGGAGUAUGAGCUUUUUUAACUUUGCACUGAAUGUGGUUUUUUCUCAGUAUAUAUAAUCUGCAAUAUAGAGGGAGCAGCCAGUUUUUCCAGUGUAGCUGUUUACUCAUUGAGGUCCUUACCGUAUGUAUGUGUGUAUGCGCGUGCACGCGCACGUAUGUGCGUGGAAGUACUUUGUGUGUGCGACUGCGUGCGUGAAAGAGUAUGUGUGCGCUCCUCUCUGCCUUGGCACGCCUACCUUACUGCGUUGUCGUGGAGUUCAAGAUCAACAGAUAGUUAAAGAAGAAUAAAAGCUGACUUAGGAGGAUAUCUGGUGAUAGAAAAAAGUGACAUUAAAAAGUAUUGCACCAAUUUUGUUUUAAAACUAAAGAACGUUGAGCUCUGCAGUGCAAAGGACUGUAGCCGCAGCUGGGACUAGCAAGCCCCGCCCACCCCAGGGUAGGGGGCGGGGUCUAUCUAGCAAGCCCUCCCACUAGCCCCCUAGUGGGCAGGGGGGAAACAGCACUUUCAGAAUAGGCUUUCAAUGUUUUGGAGGUGCCACACUGCAACCUCUUGUUUACAAGACUUAGGAGGCGGAACGUGUGUUCAUUCUUCAUUUUAAAGAGAAGAUAGAAUAAAAUAGAAAAUACUCAAUAACAAAAAAAAAAAAAAAACAGAAAAAAAAGUUUAAAAAAAUGUAUAAAAGGAAAAACUACAAAAAAUUAAAACUCUUAUUGAGGAUGAAGACGAUGCUUUGUAACUCUGGGAAUUCGGAUCAGUGUUUUUGGCCAUGGCGUUGGUUAUUUGAACUAUUCCUCUUUGUCUGCUAAAUAACCAGCAAUGGUUCUCAGGAAAUCAAGCCAGUUUUCCCCCCCAUGUAGGUGAAUUUAAAAAAAAAAACUACUACUCCUUGUAGGAAAAGGAAAAUCCAACUUCUAGCACUGAAAACUAUGUAUAGGUCUGUAAGUUUUAUUUUCUCUGCCAAAUAACUGCUUUAAGCUGGAGAAGCUCAACACACUGCUUUCAAUAUGCUGUCUUUGAGGGAUGGGGGGGUCCUAAUGCGGGGGGGGGGGGUGGAGGACGGGCGGCAGAAAACCCAACGCUCCCUCUCUCCUCUUCUUCCUCCACUCCACUGAUGUAAGAAUCAAAAGUGGAGAGUGUUUAUUGUGCGCGUGUGACUGUCAGUGGAAAAUGUCGUGUCAGACUUCUAAACCAAGAGAAAGGCAAACCUGUAUCUAUGCAUACUGUAGCUUCUCACAUGGCCUACCGAGAGGCAUUUUUCAUUAUUAUUAUUAUUAUCAUUCUCCCCCGUGUCACAAAAUGUUUUGAAAUGUUUCAUUAAGUACAACAAAAUGCGAAAUAUAACUUCUUCUUUUUUCUUUUUUAAAUGCUCUCAUUGCCACAAAUGGUGUUAUGAAAAAGAAGAAAAAAAAGAUGAAAGAAAAAAAAACCUGUUCGCUUUGGUUGAAGAUAAUAUUUUAACAGUGCAAAAGUCGUCCACAUUUCAUUGCCUUGAUCCUAAUUGUGUCCGAAGAUGCAACAACAAGUCAAGUGGCUUCUACCUGUUUACAAAUAGUAUAUGAUUGUAUUGUACUGUUUUCUUUCUUUUGAGUGGGGGGAGGGGGGGAGGGGGUCGUACUCAUUACAAGUUCCUGACCGUGUGUGUGUGAGAACAGCGUGAAUGUAAAUCCAUCUGUGGUGUUCGUCAACAACAACAAAAAUUACAUGUGUGAAUAAUAGAUUUACCCAUCUACCAGUGAUUGUUUAGUUACUAUGAUGCACAAUUAUCGGGGAAAAACAAAAAAAAAGCUUCUGAGUGCCCGAACGAGAAGUCAGCAUUAGCGAAGCCAUGGACCUUAAUCUCUUUUCUUCAUCGUGUAAUUACUCUGUGUUAAGCCUGUGUGUGUGUGUGUGUGUUUUCCCCUUCCAAUAUAGAUUUUAAUUUCAGAAGUAAGUUGGCUGAAGUUGUUUUUAAAGUUUAGUUAUGAAUAUUUAACAACUUGAAAGCCUGCUAGUGAAACAGAACCUUGAGUAUUAGACAGCGGUGUGUGUGCCAGUAUUGAACUGCUCUGUACCAAAUAAUUCAAUCAUACAACAAAUAUUAGUUUACUUAAUUCCAGAUCUCUUUGCUUAAACUAUAUCUGUGUUUUGUUUUUAUUUUUUUUUCGUCUUGUUUAACAAAUGUGUGGAACAUCUGAACCGUGGUUGUCAUUUAUUUCUGAGUUGACUUUAAUUUUGACAAUUUGAACUGAGGAGCCUUUGGAUUUUGCACUUUGCUUUGCUCGUGUAGUUUGGAUCUUCAGGUCCGUCAGAGAGAGAUGAUGCGUCAGAGUAUAGUGACAGGGUAGUGUGCGUGCGUGCGUGCGUGCGUGCGUGUGUGUGUGUGCUGCGACUAGAGAAGAUGGUGCUUUGUUGGCCCCAGUGAGGGAGCGAGAGAAGAGUGAGGGGGGCCGUCGUCCUCCCCUCCAGGUUUACGUCUCCCUGUUCACUGGGCCGGCCGGUCAGAGCGGCGACCUUCGCCACGCCGCUCUGACCCGACCCAGAAUGUAGCUGAAAACAGUUUUUAAAAAAGGUUUAAAAAAAAUAAUGGCGGCCUGAGCCUCGAACGUGGAAAAAUGAACUCAAACCAACCACUGCUCAUCGUUUUAUGUGAUUUUUGAAUCGUUAUUGGACCGCGGUUCUGGCCGCGCCCGGUUCUCACGACGUGGAGACGCUCGCGUCUCAGCGAGCUUGACUGAAAAGAGGCGGGGCUUCUGGAUCAGCCUGUAGCGACUCAGGCACAGGGAUGUGACUUGUGAUUGGCUGUUUCUUCUGGCUUUUCAGGGACACGGGAUUUACGCUUCCCACUCCACUGGCUUAUCCAGGAUCAGCUCUCCCUCUCCAACUCCUAAGCUUAAUUACAAGGAGAGGAAACGCAAAACUGACAUGAGGCCCGGUCGCAAGUUGAACUCCGGAUAGUCCGUGUUCCCUUUACGCGCUUGAUAUUAUACACUUCAUUCAUUCUGAUUCUGCUUCUCCCGGCGCUGAUCUGGGAGCAGUUUUGUCCCUCCUCAGUAUCCUUACCUUAACAAAUUAGUGGGACACAAACUGACCCUGGAUGAGCGGCCCAGGAGGCGGCUCCGCUGUAAGAGAAGGGACGAGCACCGUCUGUAAAACGCCUCAUUUAUGUGUUACUAUUUUUGGUUUCCAGCUAAAUCUCGCUCUGUUCUGUCUGGUCCAAUCUACUGUUGGUGCGUGUGUGUGUGUGUGUGUGUGUGCGUGUGUGUGUGUGUGUGUGUGUGCAUUGGAAGAUGCAAAAACCCAGUCUCGUACAGAAACAGUGUGAAUGCUUGAACACAUUAUCAUGCCAAAUCGAGGAGGGAAGGAAAGGGAUUUUUUUUUUGGGGGGGGGGGGGGGGGGGGUUGGAGUGUGUAUGUGUGUAUUUAAAAAGCUGGACAAUGUUAAAUGCUUGAAGAAGAAAAAAAGUCAUUUGCAAAAGGAUGACGUGAGGAAAACCACCAUGCGCAACGUACAAUCCCCAGGGCUGCCGAGCAGCUUCCCGACGAGGCCAGAGGAGGGAAGGAGAGAAAGAAAGGAGGCUAGGAAGAGAGGAGGGAAGCUGGCUGGUGAUACUCUACUACUUUUUAAAUGUUUAAGAAAAAUAAUGUGACGCUGUGUUUUUGUUGGUUUUUUUCCCCUCUUGACUUAACUAUCCUGUGAGCAAACGCUAUAUUGUAUCAUGACGCGCCCAACGCUGUCGAUCAAAAGCGCCGCGGCUGUUUGUUUCUGACACAAAAACAACAACAUGCAAACUGUGAGAAUCUGCUGUCUUUUUUUUUUUUUUUUUUUUUUUUCAUUUUACAUUUUAAAUUAAUACACACAAACAAAAAACCCUGAAAAGCUUUAGUCUAACCAGCACAAAGAUGUGGGGGGGUGGAGAUAUCGGGGUGGGGGGCGGGGCAGUCUAUGCAGUGGAGUGUUGAACCCAGGCUUCCAUGUCCACCUUGGGUUUUUUGCUUUCUUUAAAAAAAAAUAAAAAAUAAAAAAAACUUACUAUCCCAAAAAUGUUUUAAAAACACAGUUUAGAUGGGAUUCCCAAUAAUAUUCCUCAAAACAUGUCGUGCCAUCGUCGAAUCGUACUACUACUACUAAUAAUAAUAAUAAUAAUAACCAAGAAGAAGAAACCUUUAUUACCUAGCAACCGUCGUCAGGCCAGUUGUAGCAGGAGAGGAGGACGGGUGGAGAUUUGCAAAGUCCAUUUCUUUACUUUCACAGCUUGUCUCCUCGACGAGCCGAGGGGACCGAGGCCGGUGAAACUGCAAAUUUUACACAACUACGAUGUUUUUUAUAGAGAUUCUAUCAAUCCAGUGUGUAGUUGGAUCACCUGUAAACCUAUUAUGCACAUUGCUUUGGGAGACUGUUGAAACUAUAUAUAUAAUAUAUAUAUAUAUGAGAAUAUAAACGUACAGUGUCUAUAAUCAACGAGAGGGACGUCUUCCUCUCUUACAAACAAAACGGGAAGUACCUUUUUAUUUUCAAACGUCUUCCUCGGGUCAUCAAAGGAUUUUAUCUCAAACUUCGGGGGAAACUGCACUUUUUUUGAAGGACAAUCUUUAUUUGUAUGGGUAUAAAAAUUGACAAAAAAAAAAACGAAGUCGCCUGAUAUUACAAGGUAUAGAAAAACCAACUCCAGUGUGCUCUAAUAAUGAAUGUCUCCUCUGAUGCUGUCUGUUUGGUUUCAUUUAAUCCUUUUUAUUCUCCCUUUUUUGUUGCUUGGUUUGUUCUGUAUUUUUUUCUCCUAUUUUUCUGGAUUUUAGUGCUCUUAAGAGAAUCUGUACUAAGGUGUAGAGUAGUAAGUAGUAGGUCUUCUGUUGGCUGUACUCGUAUACUGAUUACUGUUUGUAACCCUCUGGCUCCUGCAGCCGUCAUACAAAGCUGUAAAACUUGGGUACAACCCUCAAUAAAAGACUAACAACGAC
This is a messenger RNA of Cyclopterus lumpus (lumpfish), 11263 nucleotides long. RefSeq names its product trinucleotide repeat-containing gene 6A protein-like. The record is from RefSeq and is a predicted model, not a curated record. The coding region runs from base 367 to 5886 and encodes 1839 amino acids. Gene Ontology annotation, cellular component: P-body; nucleoplasm. NCBI's taxonomy places the organism in Eukaryota, Metazoa, Chordata, Actinopteri, Perciformes, Cyclopteridae. Gene Ontology annotation, biological process: positive regulation of nuclear-transcribed mRNA poly(A) tail shortening; miRNA-mediated post-transcriptional gene silencing. Gene Ontology annotation, molecular function: nucleic acid binding. The transcript is spliced from 25 exons.